AUGGCCGCCUCAAUGUCGUCCUCCCUCUCCGCACUCUUGAAGAAAUCGACUCUCGACGACCAUGAACAGAUUCUAGACGCAAGCAAUAAAGCUCUUAAGUCAUCCAAGUCCGAUCUCGAAGCUCAGCAUGUCAAGGUUGUCGCACUUCUCAAACUCGAACGAUACCACGAUGCUGUCACGUUCAUUGAAGAAUCUGGAGAUGUAUUGAAGAAGAGGGUGGGAUUAGAAUAUGCAUAUGCCCUGUACAAGACGGGUCGCCUGGAAGAUGCCGCGGAGCUCUCAUCUAGUCUAAAGGAAAGAGGCGCCCGGCACAUUGAAGCGCAGUCCAGGUAUCGGCUUGAGGAUCCAUCACGAACCUUGGAGCUUUACAAGCGGCUGAGAAGUCAGAAAGUCGACUCUGAGGAUGGCGAUCUUCGUGUCAACCAAAGCGCCAUCCACGCGCAAGCCCAAUGGCUCGGUGUUGCGGACCCAGAGAUUCCACGAAGACCUGAAAGAGACGCUCUGACAGCCUUCGAAACAGCAUAUAAUGCCGCAUGCGGUAGCAUCGCCAGAGGAGAGUAUGCGCAGGCCGAGUUUCUGUUGAAACGAGCAGAAGAACUCUGCAAGCAGUCUGACGACUUGACUGAUCAACAGAAAGCAGACGAGCUCGUACCAAUACGUGCGCAGCAGCUGUACGUGCUCCUGUAUCUCGGAAAGGCCUCCGAAGCCGAAGCCCUCGCUGCCGGGAUCAAGCUCGAAGAAGCUUCGGAUCUAUCGACUCGAAAAAUUGCCGAAGUCAAUAUUCUUCUGACGGCCACGAUACUUAAUCCUUUUCUCGCACACAAGGCCUUCCACUCCACCACGAAGAUCCCGCCGGCAGAUAAGCUAUUCUCAUACCAGACUGUGCCUCUCGACUCAAAUAAACUCACCCUUGACCUGCAAGCUUUCAAGUUCCACGGAAUCAUCUCUUCUACCUCGAGAACCCUUCAGCAAAGUUCUUCCAUUUCUAUAUCUACUGGUGUGCUUCUCGCCUCCUUUUUCAAUGCGGCCGCUCACGCGAGAAAUGGAACCGGAAAGCCGGCGAUCAGGAGCAUAUUGCCAGAACUGGAGAGCAGACCCAACGACGUCGGGUUGAUUCUCACCCUAGUUCAAUUGUAUGUUCUGGGUGGUAACAUCACUUCAGCGGUUGAAUUGGUCGAGUCUUUCUUCAAUCGGCUGGAAGAUUCCACCGUUGAGACAGAGCAAGCCAUUAGAUUCGACCCCGUACUCGUAAGUGUCCUGAUCGGCUUGUACAAGAAGAGGGGCCAGGAUGCACAUCGCAAGGCAGAACUUGCAAAGGCUGCAGCGUACUGGACGACAAGGCCGAAUCCGCCAACAAGUCUGCUAGCAGCAGCAGGUACCUCGCUGCUGGAGUCACAGACUGAAGAUGAUGUCAAGUCUGCGUCGGCCAUCUUCAGCAAGCUUCACGAACAGCUACCUAAUGACAAGGCGACGAUAGCUGGAUACGUUGCGUCUCACGCGGAAAAUGGCGACUCGCAAUUUGCAGAGGAUGUCGAUAAGCUGACGUCCACGUCAGAGCUCACAGGGAACAUUGACGUCGACGCACUGGAAUCUGCAGGUAUACCACAAUCGUCGAACGCUCUUGCAAUAGCACAGCUGGGGCAGACGAGAAAGCGAGCUGCUCCCGAUAGUGUGAGCACCAGGCGCAAACGAAUUCGCAAGUCGAGGCUACCAAAGGACUAUGACGAGAACAAGAAGCCAGACCCAGAGCGAUGGCUUCCAAUCAAGGACAGGAGUUAUUACCGAGCACCGAAGGGCAAGAAGAAGGGCAAACGCGGUGGUGAUGAUAGAACGCAGGGUGGAGCAGUCAACGAGGACUUGAAUGUCGAAACAAAACCUUCCCCGGCUCCUACCGCCACCGCUUCUGGGGCAAGCAAGAAGAAGAAAAGCAAAGGAAAGAAAUGA
Capronia epimyces CBS 606.96 is the source of this 1944-nucleotide messenger RNA. RefSeq lists its product as uncharacterized. Gene Ontology annotation, cellular component: signal recognition particle, endoplasmic reticulum targeting. The record is from RefSeq and is a predicted model, not a curated record. Gene Ontology annotation, biological process: SRP-dependent cotranslational protein targeting to membrane. The transcript has a single exon. Gene Ontology annotation, molecular function: 7S RNA binding; protein binding; ribosome binding. NCBI's taxonomy places the organism in Eukaryota, Fungi, Ascomycota, Eurotiomycetes, Chaetothyriales, Herpotrichiellaceae. Bases 1 to 1944 code for a protein of 647 amino acids.